This is a messenger RNA of Alosa alosa (allis shad), 1747 nucleotides long. It is a transcript of the gene oit3, whose product is annotated as oncoprotein induced transcript 3. The transcript is spliced from 9 exons. The record is from RefSeq and is a predicted model, not a curated record. Gene Ontology annotation, molecular function: calcium ion binding. The coding region runs from base 77 to 1714 and encodes 545 amino acids. Lineage: Eukaryota; Metazoa; Chordata; Actinopteri; Clupeiformes; Clupeidae.
GACUGUCAUAAAGCAUUUUGUAUCUGACCACACAAGUGUGCUUGUCCUGCAGCGUUCUGCUCUGCAAACCAACAAUAUGAUUCCGUUAAUAGCCAUCCUCCUCCAGGCUGCUCUCUUCACAGACGCCAGAGUCUUUGAUCCUUGCAAUGCAUACAUCAGUCUCAAUGAGCCUUGGCGCAACACGGAGUAUCACGUCAACAACUCCAGGGGUGUGCCUCUGUGUGAUCAACAUGUUUCGGGGGAGUGGUACAGAUUCACCGGCAUGGCUGGUGACGCCAUGCCGACGUUCUGCAUCGAGGAGAACCACUGCGGCACCCACGCCCCCAUCUGGCUAAACGGUAGCCACCCUCAGCUCAACGAGGGCAUCGUCUCUCUGCCAGCCUGCGCCAGCUUCAAUGACAAUUGCUGCCACUGGACGGCCAACGUGGACAUCAAGGCCUGCCCAGGGGGCUACUAUGUGUACCGCCUGCCAAGACCCUCUGUCUGCUUCCAUGUCUACUGUGGACAUUUCUAUGACAUCUGUGAUGAGGAGGAGUGCGUUGGGCCCCACUGUGGAGAACCUGAGUGUCGCUGUGGCAACGGAACCGUCCUUGGGCUUGAUGGACAGACCUGCCUAGAUGUGAACGAGUGUGAGAAGGGGAAUGGCGGCUGUGCCGAGGUGUGUGUAAACACCAAGGGUUCCCGACAGUGCGAGUGCCGGCCAGGCCGUGUGCUGGCCGCUGAUGGACGCACCUGCAAAGAGAUUGAGGGCUGCCACAGUGGGAAUGGAGGCUGCAGCCAUGGCUGCUCUGGGCCUCAGGACUCCUAUUACUGCCACUGUCCACGGGGACUGAUGUUGGCUCUGGACAAACGCACCUGCCAGGGUCAGAACUUUCCUGUGCAGUGUGGCUCCAGCUUCAUAGAAGUCUCUGUGCCAAAGGAGCUGGUGGGAGGCCUGGAGCUCUUCCUGGCCAACGACUCCUGCCGGGGUGUCUCCAAUGGCACCCACAUCAACCUCAACUUCAGCCUGAGGACCUGCGGCACUGUGGUGGAGGUGGUCGACGACAAAAUCGUGGGCACCAACCUGGUGACUGGCCUCCCUGUCUCUGGCCCCGGGAGCGGCGGCAGCAGCGAGCUCAUCAUCCGCACCAGCAAGCUCCUGCUUCCGGUCACCUGUGAGUUCCCGCGCCACUACGAGGUGUCCGACGGCUACCUGCCCAGCCUGCCCGGCUCGGCCCUGGAGCUAGCCGGCCACAGUGAGGGCCUCUUCCCCUUCAGCCUGGAGCUGUUCAAGAGCGCCGAGUUCGCCGAGCCAUACCGCGCGCCGCCACAGCUCCACCUGCGCGACUGGCUCUACUUCGGCGUUGAGCCCAAGGGCGAGCGAGUGGACGGGCUGGCGGCGCUGGUGGAGAGCUGCUUCGCUACACCGGGCCGCAGAGCGGACCAGGGGGUCAAGUACUACCUCAUCAAGGACGGCUGUAUCUCAGAUGAGACUGUUCACCAGUACAGUGCUAAGGACCAGCUCUCUAAGCACUACCAUGUCCCGGUGUUCAAGUUUGUGGGCAAGGACAACCGAGAGGUAUUCCUGCACUGCCGUGUGUUGGUGUGUGGGCAGGCGGAGGGGGAGUCUCGCUGUACGCAGGGCUGCCGGAGACGCCUGCGGAGGGACCUAUGGACCGACCAACACCAGCAGCAAACAGUGCUCAUCGGAGGACCCAUCCAGAUACUGCCCUAGCUAUGACACACACACACACACACACACACACAC